Molecule: messenger RNA, 3787 nt
Organism: Pogonomyrmex barbatus (red harvester ant)
Lineage: Eukaryota; Metazoa; Arthropoda; Insecta; Hymenoptera; Formicidae
Product: ATP-dependent RNA helicase l(1)G0007
Cellular component (GO): intracellular anatomical structure
Molecular function (GO): ATP binding; RNA binding; 3'-5' RNA helicase activity
Source: RefSeq, a predicted model, not a curated record
CCCAAGAUGGCGUAUGUGACAAAGAAAAUCUCAUCCAAUCAUUUUUCUAUGCUUCGGUGUUCCUUGACAUAUCGUUUCUAGGUUAUUUUGCUGGGAAUUGUUUUCUAUAUUUUCUGGGAUCACGUUGUAAAUAAAUCACAUGUGAAUUUGGAAGAAUAAUCGUUUUCCACGGUUUGCUCGGUUGCUUUAUAGACAAGGACUACGAUGUUUUCAACCUAAUGUUAUUCUUAUCUAUCAAUAAUUUAGGAGACGAUAUUUUAGUGAGAUUCGGCAAAAUUUUUUGAAAGAAAAAUGUCAGACGAUUCAAGUUUAUACAGAUUAGAGGGAACUAUAGAAAAUCAAGCGGGUGGUUUGGUCAUACGUAAGAAAGCUUCGGAUCAUACUUUCAAGAAACCUUCUAUAUUAGGUCUUGACAAGCUUGCAGAACGAAAAAGACGAGAACAGUCGCAGGAACCUACCAGCUCAAAGUCUAACAAAUCUGAAGGGAGAGAUAGGAAGUACCGAUCUCAUGAAGAAGAGACUCCUACUCACACUGGUGGUGUUAAUUCUGAAGCACAACAGAGAUUAGAGUCACGGCUCAAGCGUCAACGACUGAGCGCAGAUGACAGAAAUUCUAGAAAUUCAUAUAAAGGUCGCGAGAGAGAUAGAGACAGACGAAGAGAUCGGGAUAGGGAAAGUCGAGGCAGAGAUAGUAGUAUAAGACAAACGCCUCUUAGAUUCAAAGAUGAGCCGCAAACACCGAAAUUCCGAACGAAAGAUCCAACUUCUAAGAGCAAUUGGGACGACGAUGAAGACGAAGAACCGAAACGAUCAAGUUGGGAUCAUCCGACACCGAAUCUUUACAAUAUCAGGGAUGGUCGCGACAGUGUCAGAAGCGAAUUUACUCCUUCUUACAAAUAUAACUCGUGGAAUAAAGAUUUUAAAAGCUCUGGUGCCACUCCAAUGAUAGACGGAGAGGAGAAGGAACUGUGGGAAGAGGAACAGCAAAGAUUAGACAGAGAAUGGUAUGCAUUAGAUGAUGGAGAGAAUAACGCAUUUGCCAAUGUAUCUGAAGAAUAUACUCGAAAAAAAGAAAUGGAGUUGGAGGCCAGAAGACAGAAACGUCUUUCUGCCCAACAACGACAAAUAAACAAAGAUAACGAAUUGUGGGAGCGUAACCGUAUGUUAACAUCUGGAGUUGUGAGCUCGUUGGAUCAUGACGAUGAUCCCGAUGACGAAGGAGAGGCAAGAGUUCACUUACUGGUUCAUAAUGUAGUCCCGCCGUUUCUGGAUGGGCGUAUCGUGUUCACGAAGCAGCCAGAACCAGUUGUACCUGUACGCGAUCCUACUUCCGAUAUGGCUCUGGUAGCGAGGAAAGGUUCGGCAUUAGUCAAAGCGUACCGUGAGCAAAAAGAGAGACGUAGGGCGCAGAAAAAGCAUUGGGAAUUGGCUGGAACCCACAUUGGUAAUAUUAUGGGUGUACACGAUCGUCGCAAAGACGAUAAGGAGCAUGCAGGACAAGAAACGGACUUCAAAGCUGGACAGAAAUACGCUCGACAUAUAGGGGCGGGCGAAGUAACGGGAGAAGCUAAACAUAGAUCUAUACAGCAUCAAAGGAGAAGUCUCCCUGUGUUCGCGGUACGUCAGGAACUUCUGAACGUUAUCAGGGAGAACAGCGUCGUUGUAAUAGUAGGUGAAACUGGCAGCGGUAAAACUACGCAAUUGACGCAAUAUCUUCAUGAGGAUGGUUAUAGUCGUUAUGGUAUAAUUGGUUGUACUCAGCCUAGAAGAGUUGCUGCUAUGUCUGUCGCGAAAAGAGUAUCUGAUGAGAUGGCUACUGCUCUGGGCGACAAAGUUGGAUAUGCAAUACGUUUCGAAGACUGUACUUCGAAGGAUACGGUUAUCAAAUAUAUGACUGAUGGUAUUUUACUGAGAGAAAGUCUGAGAGAAGGAGAUCUGGACCGUUAUAGUGUGAUUAUAAUGGACGAAGCUCAUGAACGAUCACUCUCCACCGACGUAUUAUUUGGUCUUCUUAGAGAAGUUGUCGCUAGACGACAUGAUCUAAAGUUAAUCGUAACUUCUGCAACGAUGGAUUGCAGCAAGUUCUCCGCUUUCUUUGGCAAUGCGGCAACAUUCCAAAUACCUGGACGCACAUUUCCCGUUGAGGUGUUGCAUGCGAAGAAUCCGGUCGAGGAUUACGUAGAUGCGGCUGUGAAGCAAGUCUUACAAAUUCAUUUGCAACCAAAGAGCGGUGAUGUAUUAGUCUUUAUGCCUGGUCAAGAAGACAUCGAAGUAACAUGCGAAGCUCUGAAGGAACGUUUAGCUGAAAUCGAAUCAGCUCCGCCUCUUUCCAUACUGCCCAUUUAUUCCCAACUGCCAUCGGACUUGCAGGCAAAAAUCUUCCAACGAUCCGAGGGAGGUCUUCGCAAAUGCGUCGUAGCGACCAAUAUAGCGGAAACGUCGUUGACAGUUGAUGGAAUCGUCUUCGUCGUUGAUUCGGGAUACUGUAAAUUAAAAGUGUAUAAUCCUCGAAUAGGUAUGGACGCUUUACAAGUAUAUCCCGUGUCAAGAGCCAAUGCCGAUCAAAGACAGGGCAGAGCCGGGCGUACCGGUCCCGGACAAUGUUACAGAUUAUACACGCGAAGACAAUACUUGGACGAAUUAUUACUAACGGGGGUUCCCGAGAUACAACGUACAAAUUUAGCUAACACGGUGUUGCUGUUGAAGUCACUGGGAGUUCAAGACUUAUUGGCAUUCCAUUUCAUGGAUCCACCACCACAAGAUAAUAUACUGAACUCGUUGUAUCAGUUAUGGAUCUUGGGAGCGCUUGACCAUACCGGACGUUUGACUCCCCUCGGCCGACAAAUGGCCGAGUUUCCCUUAGACCCACCGCAAUGUCAAAUGCUCAUAGUCGCUUCUCAGCUCGGCUGUACCGCAGAUAUCCUGAUUAUCGUCUCUAUGCUAUCAGUUCCGUCGAUUUUCUAUCGACCGAAGGGACGCGAGGAAGAUUCCGAUUCAGCGCGUGAAAAAUUCCAGGUGCCGGAAUCAGAUCAUCUAACGUAUUUAAACGUAUACAAUCAGUGGAAAGCAAACGGUUAUUCGACUUCUUGGUGUAACGAUCAUUUUAUACAUGCAAAGGCGAUGCGCAAAGUGCGAGAAGUAAGAUCGCAGCUUGAGGAAAUUCUAAAGCAACAAAAAAUGGACGUUGUCAGUUGCGGUACUGACUGGGAUAUUGUACGGAAAUGCAUCUGUUCUGCCUAUUUUCACCAAGCAGCGCGCUUGAAGGGCAUCGGUGAAUACGUCAACUGCCGUACGGGAAUGCCAUGUCAUCUUCAUCCCACUUCAGCAUUGUUUGGCAUGGGUUUUACACCUGAUUACGUGGUAUACCAUGAGCUCGUGAUGACCGCCAAAGAAUAUAUGCAAUGUGUUACAGCAGUGGACGGUCAUUGGUUGGCCGAAUUGGGACCUAUGUUCUUCAGUGUGAAGGAAACUGGACGAAGCGGUCGCGCGAAACGACGACAAGCAAUGCAACAUCUCCAUGAGAUGGAGCAUCAAAUGAAAGAGGCCGAGGAGGAAAUGAAGGCACGUGCUCAGGAGCAACUCGAGCGCGAACAAGCGUCAGUUCGAAAGAAGGAGAUUUUAACGCCUGGAAUUAGAGAACCGGGCACCCCAGCUCCUUAUCGCAAUACACCCGGAAGAUUAGGAUUGUAAUUAGUUUUAUUUAUCAACAUCUUAAAAUGUUUGUGACAAGUGUUUCUCUGUAAUAUAAUUCUAUAGAACAAAAAGAUUGUUAUUGUAUAAAAUAGCA